This is a messenger RNA of Aspergillus campestris IBT 28561, 1126 nucleotides long. RefSeq lists its product as uncharacterized. The transcript has a single exon. NCBI's taxonomy places the organism in Eukaryota, Fungi, Ascomycota, Eurotiomycetes, Eurotiales, Aspergillaceae. Bases 73 to 807 code for a protein of 244 amino acids. The record is from RefSeq and is a predicted model, not a curated record.
CCUGGAUUGGAACAGAUUCGCCGCGAGUUCGCCGCACCGACUCCCCACCCGGCCGCCCGAAGCGACGUUCCCAUGGCGCCGCAUGCCCCCCACGCCGCCCACGGGCGACCUCCGCAUCCCGGGGCGUUUCCAGGGCUGGACGCGGAGGCGGAGUGGGGACCGGAGUCGAGCAGCGUGGAGGACGACGAGCCCGAGCUGCUGGACGCCGAAGAUCUCAGCUCCGUGACGGAUGGCUCGGACGAGGAGGACGAGUUGCACCCGCCGGAGGGGUGGCGGGGGAGCCUGUACCGGCGGCACUCGCCGGUCAAACCGGCCCCGCAGGCGCCGCGAUACCGUACACACUACCGCAAGCAGCCCAGCAAGAGCCGGUCGGCGUCGAAGCAGGGGCGCCGACGCUACCCGGGGGGCGUUGUGGACGUGGUGCCGGCAGACAGCAAGCACGGGUCGCGGCGGACGGCCAAGGGGGGCAGCCGGGAGCUCCUGCCCCGACCAGCGCGACCGACGGUCAUCCACGGGCCUGUUAGUUCCGAUGACUUGGAUCUAGCGCUGGUGGAGGACCCGUUCCGCGGGGGGCGGGCCCGGAACGACAUUCGCACCCGCAUCCUGGACGAUCGCGAGGCGCGCAUCGAGCGACGGGAGAAGAUGAUAGACUACCGGACGCGACUGCUGGACGACCGACUGAGCGAGCGGUUGGACGACCGACUGGACGAGCCCUCUUACCUGGGUCGUAGCAUGUCCCUGCGCGAGCCGACGUCCUACCACCCGUCCCGACGAUAUAGCAGCUAUCUCCCGGGGGGGCUACAUUGAGUGCCCACUUUUUCCCACCCCCGUCCGGGAGACGGUGCUCCAUGUUCUCAUUUCUCCCCCAUGUCUUCUUUUUUAAUUUUAAUUUUUUUCUUUUCCUGUCUCAUCUCCGGCGUUCCGACCGGAUUCUCUUCUCGUUCAUUGGAUCGCGGGGCGUCUGUGGGGGAGAUUCUUUCCGAGGGUUGUAGGGUCUUUCCGGGAGACUUGUGGGGAACCCGGAACGAUGGCGUCAUAGGUUGGAUAUCAUCUUUGAAUCGGGGUAACAUGAAUGAUCAUGAUGAAGCUGGAUCUGACGGUCGACAAGAUGUAAUCUGUACGUGUA